CUAAGUCUGUGUUUUGUAGCCACGUAAAAAAUUCUUAAUGUCAACAUCAACACACAAAAGAAGAAACGUUUAUUAAUAUCACAAUUGACAUUUACGAAUAUCAAUAAGUGUCAAAACCUAUAUCCACAUAAUCAAAUCAUCGAUUAUUAUAAGAAAAUAUGCAAAUAAGAAAAUGAUUCUUUAUGCUUGGGGUGCUAAUACUCACGGACAAUUGGGUUUGGGCUAUGCAUCAGUACAAGAGAUCGAAAGACAGCAAGUUGAUUUGAGCGAAACUCCAUUCGAAGCUGAUGAUAUUGUUGGCAUUGCUGGCGGUGGUAUGCACACAUUGGUUUUAGAUCAGGACGGCGACGUGUUUUCUUGCGGAUCGAAUAUUAAAGGGCAACUAGGAAUGACACAGGACAGUCUCAGGUUUACGCAGAUCGAUGUAUUGCGCGACUUUAAAAUAGAAAAUAUUUCAUGUGGCUGGGACUUCAGUAUUGCAAUAUCUGACGCGGAAAAACUUUUUGGAUGGGGCAGCAAUAUACACAGGCAGUUGGGGUUCUCACGAAGCAUAACUUCUACAAGCAUUCCUUCGAGACUACAGAUAUCACGAAACCUGGCGACUGGUUUUAAGCUGGCAAGCUGCGGUGUUCGGCACUCCGCAAUAAUUACGAACGAUGAUGCUGUCUUGAUUGCUGGUACUGGUAGUAAAGGUCAGUUAGCUUUAGGCGACAGCUACAGUGUUAGCGGCUACUUGAGUAUUUCACGCAUUCCUGGUUUGGACGACAUUAUCAGUGUGGCCUGUGGAGAAGAUCAUACCGUUGCUCUUAAAAAGGAUGGUACGGUAUUCUGCUGGGGAGAUAAUAAAUAUGGACAAUUAGGGGUUGAUACUAAUUUGUCAAGCAUAUAUGUACCAAUAGUAGUACUUAGAGAUAACAGCAUACUGGAGGUGUAUGCCGGUUGGACACACAGUGCAGCAUUGACGACAAAAGGCGAAGUUUAUACUUGGGGCCGCAAUGACCAUGGACAGCUAGGUGCACCAAGAAGUUCUCCAUUUCGUCCCGAAAAAAUAUCCAAUUUAAAAAACGUAACUAGUCUAAGCUUAGGUGCCCAGCAUAGUUUAGCAGUUACCAAGGAUGGAGGCUUACUUGUUUGGGGUUGCAAUGAAUUUGACAGCUGUGGUACCGGAGACAAAGAAGAUGUAAAAGAACCUACACAAAUUCUAACUAAUCGUAAAGUGAAAUUAGCAUUUGCCUGUUGUAAUAGUUCUUUCGUUUUGACAAUGUAACUAGUAACUUUUGGAGUUUAAAUGAGUAAUCUAAUUUGACUAAGUAUUUCAUAAUAAAAAAGUUUCAUUUUAAA
Messenger RNA from Aethina tumida (small hive beetle), 1341 nucleotides. RefSeq lists its product as uncharacterized. Lineage: Eukaryota; Metazoa; Arthropoda; Insecta; Coleoptera; Nitidulidae. Bases 173 to 1267 code for a protein of 364 amino acids. The record is from RefSeq and is a predicted model, not a curated record. The transcript has a single exon.